CUGUCAAACUGUCAAAGUGCGUAAAUAAAGUAAGUUAAAAUAUAAAAUAAUAACAAAAAGACAGACAUAAUUAGAUUGCAAUUACCAUAACCUACAAAAGUUGAAAAUGUCUGAAGAAUCAAAUUCAAACACAGCAAUUAAAAUUGAACCGAUCGAAUAUCCUCAGGUGAAACAAAAAUUAGAUGAUUAUGAAAUUGAUGAAAUUUGUCCACAGCAAUUUCUAAAAUCAGAGGUUACGGUUGAGAAGGAUAUAAAGCAAGAAAUCAUCGAUGAACAAGAUUUUAAACAUGAUCCUCAAGUGAAACAAGAGGUUGAUGAUAAUGAACAUACAUCAAAUAUGAUUAUGGAGAAUGAUGAGAUAUGCCUACAGCAAUUUCUAAAAUCAGAGGUUACAAUUGAUGAGGAAAUAAAGCAAGAAAAGAUUGAUGGGCAAGAUGUUGCGUCUAAUGAAAGUUUAAAUGAGAAAACUGACAUAUUCAACGAAAACAUUAGUAAUUCAAGUAAUACGAACAAAUCAUUCGAAAGUGUUUCUGAAACAUUUAAAACAAACAAUAAUCUAAAACCACAUAAUUGUAUAAUUUGUCAUAAAACAUUCGUAAGAAAGGAACAUUUGCAGCGACAUACAAAAGUUCACACUGGAGAACGUCCACAUGAGUGUGAAAUAUGUCAUCAAACAUUCCAAACUAAGUUUACUUUAAAACGACAUAAAAUGAUUCACACUGGAGAAUUUCCUUACAGUUGUGAAAUAUGUCAUAAAGCAUUCAGACAAAAGUCGCUUUUAAAAGAACAUAAAACAAUUCACACUGAAGAAAGACCUCACAAGUGCAAUAUAUGCAAUAAAACAUUCAUAUCAAAGCAAUACCUUGAAGCGCAUGAAAUUUCUCACACCGGAGUUCUUGCUUAUAACUGUGAAAUAUGCAAUAAAUCAUUCAGAACAAAACAAUCAUUAAGCCGACAUAAAGUGACCCAUACAGGAGAACGUCCUUACAGUUGUGAAAUUUGCAAUAAAGCAUUUGCAUUAAAAGAUGCAUUAAGAGGACAUGUAAGAGGAGUACAUGCUGGAAUGUAUAAAAAACGUUCAAAAAAAGUUUUGAAUUUGCCGGAAACUAGACAGCCUUAAAAACCUUU
Messenger RNA from Ctenocephalides felis (cat flea), 1128 nucleotides. Its product is annotated as zinc finger protein 595-like. The transcript is spliced from 2 exons. Gene Ontology annotation, cellular component: nucleus. The coding region runs from base 107 to 1120 and encodes 337 amino acids. The record is from RefSeq and is a predicted model, not a curated record. Lineage: Eukaryota; Metazoa; Arthropoda; Insecta; Siphonaptera; Pulicidae.